Messenger RNA from Microstroma glucosiphilum, 1220 nucleotides. RefSeq lists its product as hypothetical. Bases 184 to 813 code for a protein of 209 amino acids. The transcript has a single exon. Lineage: Eukaryota; Fungi; Basidiomycota; Exobasidiomycetes; Microstromatales; Microstromataceae. The record is from RefSeq and is a predicted model, not a curated record.
AUGGAAUGGGCGAUAGGGAAGAGAAGCAAUCGAAAGCAGCAGCAGCAGCAGCCCACCACCGCCCUGGUCCUUCCCCACACGCAUCACCCUUCCUUCCUCGGUCAAUCUUUGUAUCCCUCAUCUCUGUCUUCCAUCGUACGACUCGCAGCUCGCCGUACCACCACUAUUCUGCCCAACGUCACCAUGGCCUUCUCCCUCCUGGCUCGAUGUGCGCAGCAGCCCGCCCGCUCCGUCUGCCUCGCCUCUCCCUCUGCGCCGCGCUUCUUCUCUAGCACACCUUGCACCUUAGCAGCAGGCCCGUACACUAGGCCUACAUCCUCUGUGCUCCACCCUUACCUCAUCGUAGCUCAAGACGCGCCCGAUGCCCUCUCCACCCGCCUCUCUGUUCGCGAAGAACACCUCGCGGGAGCCAAAGAGGGACACGAGAAUGGGAGAAUCACACUAGGCGGUGCACUCCUCUCCAAAGACCACGGACAAGCAGGCGAGGGAAAGGAGAAGGUCAAGAGCAUCAUCGGGAGUGUGCUGGUGGUCAUGGCUGAGAGUCAGGAAGAAGCACGCAAGGCAGUGGAGAAGGACGUCUACUCUACCAGUGGGGUGUUUGCAAAGGUCGACGUUUGGCCCUUUAUGCCUGCUUUGCACCACGCCGCUGCUCAGCCAGAGGCAACAGAGGCAGCAGAAGCUGCAAAGGAAUUAGCAAACAAGGCACGCGCUUCUCUGGGGGACCUCCGGGAGACAGAGACCAACAAGUGGAAAGAGGCAGCUAUGAGGAGCUUGGAGUUUCUCAGGAAAGGUGGGACAAGGCAGACCAGUUGAGUAGACUGGCAAAGAUCCAGCGCAAAACGAACGGAAAGUCAGAGGAGCCUGCUUUCCGAGUCCAGGAGGUCGUAGACGGCCUAGUGCAUGCCUCGAGACGCACAGGGACUUGUCUUCAAGAGAUCCCAAGAUGAAGAGGACUUCGCAAGGAUGGGAAACACUUCUCCAGGUAUACCAACAGAAGGCGAGCCAGCUUGAACCGAUCAUCGUCAUCUACGGGUGUGUUCCUCGGGAAGUCCGAGUAUGUUCCUUGAUGUCUUAUACGUGCCACUGCUGUGUCCUGAUACUACUGUAGGAAGGGCCGUUUUGUUGGUCUGUACUGCACUCUGGCUGUGGCUGCUUGUAAUCUAAUCGUGGCCAAGCUGUCUUUCCUUGCCGCUCAAAUGCCGACCGAGCGAUUGUCAGGG